Messenger RNA from Neodiprion fabricii, 5068 nucleotides. Its product is annotated as cilia- and flagella-associated protein 61-like. The record is from RefSeq and is a predicted model, not a curated record. NCBI's taxonomy places the organism in Eukaryota, Metazoa, Arthropoda, Insecta, Hymenoptera, Diprionidae. The coding region runs from base 513 to 4937 and encodes 1474 amino acids. The transcript is spliced from 24 exons.
UUUCCCCGCGUUCAACUCACCGCGCAUCGGCGUAACGAUCUACUGAUCAGUUCGGCGCGCGCCUCUGUCGAGUGUGGUUGUACGUUCGUUCGUCUCUUCUAAUUCGAGAAAAUCGUGCAGGAUAAAUUGACGAUCCAAGCGCUUUUCAAAUUCGACGGAUUCACCGAUUUGCAGAUUCGAGAAAUAAGCGAUCAAAGAACAAACACUUCCGUGAACCGUGAACCAUCAUAACAACUGCCAAUGAAGAUCGUGUGACUAUCUUCAAGCGGAAUGCGAUUAUAACCAUGGACAGUUGUUAUUUCCAUUCGCUUCUCAAGUAGAUCAAGCAUGAGGUUUAUUUAUUGAUAACUCCUUCAGUGGAUGCGUGUAGUGCCUACUUAAGUUUUGAGCCGAGCCCGAUUUCAUAACCUGACGGUAAAAAGAACAACUGGAAAAAUACUUUCUUUCUCCUGGAGUGAAAAUUCGUCGGGCUUACGUCUUGCGUUCACGUCCGAAGCGUGGAACAGGUCAAAAUGAACACCAUGUGGCUGGAUGAGCCACCGAUGUACGGGUGCCACUAUUGCAAGGAUCAAAGGCGUGAAGAAAUCCCCGGCAUCCUGAAAUGGCGGCGAACCCAAUUUGGGGACGUCCAAAGACUUUAUGAUUUGACGCGCAUGAAGACUUACGACGUCUUCGGAAACGUCGAUCCAGCGUCAAUCUUCGAGAACUCGUGCUUGUCCCUCGUGCAGAUCAACGCGGUUAACGAGGUGGUCACCAACAUAUCCCUGUGCAAUUACCCAAACAUUCCUUCUGUAUCGCCUGAUAGUUGGGUUGAAUGGAUAUCCCGUCAUUACGGAAUGCAAGCAGUGACGGAACGUAACACGUUGUUCAUUCACAUGCUGCUUUGGGAUAUUCGUUACAACGACGAAUUCUUCAAACGACUUUUAGACUCGGUAUUCAUUUCCAGUAUUCACACUACCCACGUGAUUUUGGUUAUGCCGCCAUGGGUGGCGCCGGUUGGAUUCAUGGAGGAACAGAUGACGCGAAUUGUUCCCAAUGGUCAAACCGACAGCUACCGAAUACAGGCACUUUACAUCAGCCUUCGUCACAUGCACUGUCCAAGACUGAAGAUCCGGCGUGUCGUCGAAGAGGACAACGACGACAUUAUUCCAAUUCUUGACCGAGAGUCCCAGCGGUUCAAGGAACUCUACGGAGAGUUUUACAUCAGUGAGAUGAUGCGAUAUCCAGAUGGUCUGCGUCAACUCGUAGUGGCCGAAGUCGACGGUCUCGCAACCGGAGUUUUGUGCCUCAAUAAAAUCGUAGACAUCGAGGCUUUGAAUCAACACUUUGAACUCGCGCCUUAUCACGGACUUCACAAGCCUCAUCCAUCCGACAAAAUUUACAGUGAAAACGACCACCAUGUUACAAGCGACAUCUUAUUUCCCACCGACGAGCUCCAGAAGAAAGAUCGCUUCAAGGUCAACGCGAUGUCGAAUUCCUCGACAUUUAAUGGUUUAACGGAGGAAACGGAUGAAGACUGGUUCUACAGAGAUAGCAACGAGACUGAAUGCUCAUGUUCCGACGACGGUGAUGCCUGCAGUAAAAUAUUUUCCGACGCACCCUGUCCAUCGUGUCAAAAAACUGAGUCAACCUCUGUUCUCUGGACAUCGGCGAGCUCUGAGGAUUCGGAAAGCUUUGGUAAGGGAAUUGGACCAGGCCAUGGAUCAUUAACGCGCGGAAAAACGAGUCGAACUUACGUCCAACUCAGGAGAUCAAAAGAUGCAAUGGUGAGAGAUGCGACGAUGAACUACCAACACAAUGGAUUGAUGCACCUUGUUCAAACUUACACAGAAGGAAAAGUCGACCUCGAUAUCCAAUUACAAAUUCAGAAAUGCUAUUCAAUAAUGUCGCAGAGAGUCACCGCAUUUACGCUCGAUGUGAGGACGAGCCAAGCUCUAUCAGCUUCCGAAAAAAGUAGUUCUCGAUCGAUCGUUCGACCGCCAGCCGAUCCCUUUCCUUCAGGCCCAAAAAAAGGUUCCGUUUUGCCCAGCAAGGUGCGACUCGAUAUGGGAACCAAAGAUGAUUCUUUAGCCGAGGAAGAGGAAACAAAUCCUACUGACGUUGUCAUCGAAAUUAGCCCGCAAAAAAUCAUCCACAAGGAGAUAAAUUGGCUGCCCAUUUAUCGCGGUCAAAUAAACGCCUUUACCCUGGAAUUAUUCAGCAUGAAGGAUGACGUCGAUGAGAGAUUGGCCCACGAUUAUCUUGAGGCAGUUUUCGAAUGCUUUCCUGAUGAGGAAUACUGUGUCGUUCUGAUACCACCAUUCUUUCCCACGUUUCCGCUGCUGCAGAGUUUUGUGCGUGUUCCUCUGCGAUUCAACAAAGAUUAUCCUGUGGUAAUGUACCUCGCGCAUCGUGCAAGCGUCAUUGGAAAUUUUAGAACCAGGGAAGCUGAUCCGAGCGACGUAACCCGGGCUGAGGAGCUGCUGGCUGGUGUUCCUAAACGAAGUCAGGUCAUCAAAGAUCUGGAAUCUGCUCUAGAGAAGGACUCGCUUUAUCUAGCCUACGUGUUUCUGUGCGAAGAAACACUCGUCGGAUUCGCGAUACUGCGCGUGGAAGAAGAGAUCGAAUUCAUACGCAGUCAUUAUCAGAUAGAAGACCAUAUCUCGUUUGACAAUGUACCCAUUGAUUCCCACGGACGGAUAAUUCACCUGACGAUGAUGCCAAUUUUCGCAAAUCUUCAUCGCUACUUCUUUCUGGAGCUCAUGCGGCUCAGUGACAAACGCGCUUUGUACUAUCGCCUGUAUCACAGUGACGCCAGUGCCUUGACGCGGGCAGAACCGUUGGUUACGUUUCUGGGUGAAAUGAUUCCCGUGACGCCUAGAAGAAGGCUGAAGUAUUGCCUGGAUAAUUACCCUGAUGCCCAACCAGCUGAUUACGUCCUUCAAGAAAGUGCGGAAAAUUUCGCUCUUUAUAUGAUGGUACCACGAAUCGCCAGCAUUCAAAAACUCGACGUCAAUGUCAGAGUAAUUGUCGUAGGUGCUUCGGAUUGCGGUUUAUCCGUGUUGGAGACCCUGGCCUUUGGACCAAAUGCCUCGACCAUCAGCUUCACCAACCUGACCCUGAUAUCUCGGGAUGGAAUUCCGUUCGAAAAUCGGCCUGACGAUAUGGAGAAAAACGAGCUACCCUUUAAGGGUCGAUACUCUCGUGACUACAGACACCUUAUUGGCACCAGGGCCUGGAUCAACGUGGUCCACGGGACGCUCACUGCCAUUAACAGAAAGGAUAAAUUCGUCAAGAUAUCGAGUAUGGGAGCCCUCUCUUACGAUUACUUGGUCCUCGCAUGCGGACUUCAAUACCAACGACCAAAAUUCCUGAAAGAGUUGAGAGCGGAGAAAAAAGGAAACUUCAACAAUUACCCAACCCCGGAAAACUGUUUGACCAUUAACACUGAACGAGACGCUGCUAAUUCCCUCAACUACUGUCAACGUGUCGUUACGGAUAAUCCGGCGUGCUCAGUCAUCCUUUAUGGAAAAAAUAUCGACUGCUACUCAGCACUGGCCAUGCUGCUAAAGUCGGACUUGAGACCAGAUAAUAUAACGUUGGUUGAACCGGCUGUGCAAGCAUGCGAUACUGAAAAUUCCAGCUUUCUAUCCAACGACGAGGUCGAAGAAGCGGUGAUCAAAGCCACUAAAGAAUCAGGUGUCAACAUAGUGCCAGGCGGAGAUUUGGUGGACUGGAUUCUCGAAGAGGAUGAAGAGGACGUUUUUAUCGUCUCGGUGAUAAUAGAGCAAGGUGGCGAGCUCCGGGAGCUAGUUUGCGAUGUCCUUUUCAAUUUUAAGAAGAAAACCAUCAACACCAACACAUUUCUCGCCAUUUGCGAAAGUGGUCUCGUCUUCGACGGAGCUCUUGUCAUAGACCCGGAAUUCCAAACGAACGAUCCUUGCAUUUUUGCUGCCGGUACGAUGACCAAGUAUUCGAGAAAAUUCUACGCCGAUGAAGUCGCCCACAAGUAUUACGACCUCUUCGAAGUCGGCGAAAAGGUUCGACCUCCUUUCCUUGCCAAUACUUUUCUCGGAGUACACAGAGUUAUGAUCAGUGCCCUUUGUUCCCGUCUUAAGCUGGGCCAGAAACUUAGGGAUAUCAUAUGUUCCGAAAAUGGUGCCAAGGCUAACGAAGCACCGUUGUCGAAGUUGGACAUGAUGCUGCCCAUAUUUAAAAAACCGAUAGUAACGUCCUGCCGACUGCCUGGCGACUACUAUUACCUCAAUAUAAAACGGCCCGGGAAUUUGAUCUGGGACGAUGUUAACGACGUCGUCAUGAUUACCGGAAGCCCAAACUCUAGUAUCGGGUAUUUUCAACUUCACCUCAACCAGUUCGACACCGUUGAAAGCAUAACCUGCCUCAGCAGAAAGGAGUUCGAGGUCGAAAAUUACAUCAGUUUGUACGGCAAGCAUCAGAAUCUUCUUAACGAUCUCAAGAUGCGGUUUCAAAACUCGAUGAUUCCCGAUUUAUACUCGUACUUUCGUGAGCCAUGGGCUGUCGCUCUGUUCCUUGACAGAUUUGACCUUCUUCGUGCUGAGAAUAAAGCCAUCCUUCAGUCUCCUACGGUUAGCAAAAAUCCCCCGAACCCAUGUCAUCGAAAAUAUCAUCGAUUCUUCUGUAUAUUCACUUUACCACAGGUGGUUUGCGACGACGCGCUGAUAAACGAUUGCACGAAGGCAUUGAUGAAGUCGAAAUGGGAAGCGAUGAAGCCGGAAGAUCAAGAGAUGAUCGAGGCUCGUUACGCUGGCUCCGCUUAUCAGGAGGAACUUGAAAACAAUUUGAUCGAUUUCCUCCAGCACUCCGAAGCCCAUCUUCCCAUGUACUGCAAUCCACGUUUCCUCAGGCGCUUUAUGGACGAUGUCGAAAAGCUCCAAGGCGAUCCCUUGUUCCCCAAACCAGACAUUUGGAUCCAAUGACUUAAUUCCAAUUACCGAUCGCUGUCGGAAGUGAGAGAGUCGAUACCGGUGUCGUAUUCCUCGUGCCAGAGUCCCUUCUGUAUCGGUGGCAAUAAAUUAACGAUCAUAACUCAAUAAAGCGUCUAGGAAAA